GUUCAAUAAAUUUAACGUUGCUUAUUUGUAAGACAAACAACCGGAAUCAUCAGCGGGCGGGGAUGGUGCGCGUGCUCCGCUGUGUCCCGGGCCGCCUGGCCGAGUACGAGGUGAGCGGCGCACCGUUCAGCGUCUCGCUCUGGCUCAACCUGACGGCGCUGAUCGCCGCCCUGCUCUUCUGGCUCGGCCUGCACACGCUCGACGACCGGCUGCUGGUGGCGCUGCUGGUCGGCCUGACGGCGGCACUGCUGGCCAAGCUCCACCUGAAGGUGAAGCGGGAGACGCUGCUGGUCGAGUCGUCGCUGGGCGUGCAGCUGACCACGACGUUCGCCAGCGGCCGGCGCUCCUCGCUCUUCAUCCGACGCGGUCGGCUCAGCGACGUGGUGAUCGCCGAAGCCUUGACCAUGCACCGCGUGGUGGCGUACCUGGCGAUCGUGCUGCGCCACCCGCCGCGCCUCGUGCCGCUCUUCCGCCACACGUGGCCGCGCGUGGCGCAGCUACGCGACGUAUACCGCGGCAUUCAGCUGAUCCUGCGGCCGGAGGAGGCCGCCAGGCGGUGACGGAGAGGCGAGCAGUUAACCGGACGCGCGCGGGCGCGGCGGCGGCUCGCUGAAGGGCCGUGGUGCGGGCUGACUGUGGUGCUGAGGACCGCGAGCGGAUCGGAGGCGAGAGGUCCGAGACACGAGGUGAUUGAUUGUAGAGAACCGGCGGUUCUGCGGGUGACGAAUGGGCGUGAGGCUGCACGCCGCGACAGUUGAGGCGAGCCCCCGCUUCGACUCGUGAGUCGGGUGAGACUGCUUCAGUACGGGAACAAUAGUGAUAAGUUAUCGCAGAUUUUAGACUCAGGUCGAGUGAAGAGGACUACCUGCACAUCGCUAGCGAUUGCAGGGGCUGAUGGUGGUGGCACUGAGCUGUGAUCCCCGCCUUGGGUCGCCUGCCAUAGAUCAGCGGACGACGCGGUAGAAGCCUCGAAACCCUGUGCUGAUCUGCGCUGUCCUGUGUUCAUCAGCGCGGCGUCGGUAGUCUGGACGCCAGUGAGUUUUGCGUACUCCCGCCGCCGCCCUGGCGGGGAUGCCGCGGGUGCCCAGUCCGGCCGCGGGCCGCCUUUCGCCCGAUAAACGGGGCGCAGCGCGUGCCCCAGCGCACC
Molecule: messenger RNA, 1147 nt
Organism: Pollicipes pollicipes
Lineage: Eukaryota; Metazoa; Arthropoda; Thecostraca; Pollicipedomorpha; Pollicipedidae
Product: phosphatidylinositol N-acetylglucosaminyltransferase subunit H-like
Exons: 3
Coding region: 63-560 (165 amino acids)
Biological process (GO): GPI anchor biosynthetic process
Cellular component (GO): glycosylphosphatidylinositol-N-acetylglucosaminyltransferase (GPI-GnT) complex
Source: RefSeq, a predicted model, not a curated record